AUAAGAAACAGAAAGGAUAGGGGAGAAGAACAAAGCUAAAAUUUGUAAGGUGCUCUGUCCAUGGAAAUUCUUGCAAGCUCUUGUCUAUCUCCUUAUUUAACCGUCUCUUGCAUCGACAGAAAACCUAAAUUCAUUUUGAAGCUUACGCUGUUUCAGGUGCGACCUAGGAAAUCACAACUUGUGAAGCUUGCGGAAGCACAAACUUGGAAUCCUACAUUUUGUAUAAGGACAAAUGAUAGUUACAGAUCUAGAAACUGUGAUGGAGAUUUUUCACCUGGGUUCCUCAGUAGUUCCAUUUGUUGGCUGAAUAAACGCUUUUCUUCUCAGUCUCUAUUUUCUAAAAGUUAUUUGAAUCUUCUAAAAUCCAGGAAAUGUACUGGUGGUCCUCAGAAAGUAAUAAAUUGCUCAGAAAAAAUCAGACGACAUGUCUCUGUUCUUUUCAUCCAGUUAGUUGCUACAGUGUUGCUUGUUACAUCAGUUUCUAUUGCUGUUAACAAUGAUCCCUCCUGGGCUCUUAGUGAGGAGAAUCUACUCUUCUUAGAGGCAUGGAGAACAAUUGAUCGUGCUUACGUUGACAAAACUUUCAACGGCCAAAGCUGGUUUCGCUACAGAGAAAAUGCAUUAAGAAAUGAACCAAUGAAUACACGACAAGAGACAUAUAUGGCUAUCAGGAAGAUGCUUGCCACACUGGAUGAUCCUUUCACCAGGUUUCUAGAGCCUGACAAAUUUAAGAAUUUGCGGUCUGGAACUCAAGGGUCUCUUACCGGUGUUGGGCUGUCAAUAGGCUACCCUGCUGGAUCUGAUGGAUCACCUGCUGGCCUUGUUGUUAUUUCAGCUGCCCCAGGAGGUCCUGCAAAUAGAGCUGGUAUAUUGUCUGGGGAUAUUCUCCUAUCAAUAGAUAAUGUGAGCACAGAUAACAUGGGCAUAUAUGAUGCAGCAGAACGUUUGCAGGGACCUGAAGGAAGCUCAGUGGAGCUAACCAUCCGCAGUGGAUCUGAAAUAAAGAACUUAGCUUUGACGAGAGAGAAAGUUUCACUCAAUCCCGUGACAUCAAGACUGUGUGAAGUUCCUGGUUCUGGAAAAGACACCCCCAGGAUUGGUUAUAUUAAAUUAACAUCAUUCAAUCAGCGUGCUUCUGGUGCUGUCAAGGAAGCAAUUGGUACCUUACGAAGUAAUAAUGUGAAUGCCUUUGUUUUGGACCUUCGAGAUAAUAGUGGUGGUCUUUUUCCGGAAGGAAUUGAGAUAGCAAAGAUAUGGCUAGACAAAGGUGUAAUUGUGUAUAUUUGUGAUAGUCGUGGUGUUCGAGACAUUUAUGACACAGAUGGAAGCAGUGCAUUAGCAGCUUCAGAACCUCUGACAGUGCUGGUGAACAAAGGUACUGCAAGUGCAAGUGAGAUAUUAGCUGGUGCAUUAAAAGACAACAAACGUGCUGUGUUGUUUGGAGAACCAACAUUUGGGAAAGGCAAGAUUCAGUCAGUUUUUGAACUGUCUGAUGGCUCUGGCUUAGUUGUCACAGUUGCUCGAUAUGAAACACCUGCUCACACCGACAUUGACAAGGUUGGCGUUAUUCCUGAUCAUCCCCUACCAAAUUCAUUUCCCAAGGAUGAGGAUGCUUUCUGUGGCUGCCUUGAGGACCCUGUAUCUGCUUGCUAUCUCAACCGAGGACUACUCUUUGCAAAAUAGAAAUUUUCAUCUGAACUUUUUUUUAGAUAGGAAUUCUUUGGUAUUUCCAUUAAUUGUUGUCAAGUGUAAAUUUAAUGCAAUCAGAAUUUACAGAAAAAAAAAAACAGUUUUGAUGAUCAAGAGAAGAAAGAGUUUGUAUGCUGAAGUAUUGACAUUGGUAUAACCAAAAAGUAAUUCGAUUUCAUGGGAAGGUAUUUUUCUAUGAAAGCUAAAGGAGAA
This is a messenger RNA of Carica papaya (papaya), 1902 nucleotides long. RefSeq names its product Peptidase S41 family protein. Gene Ontology annotation, biological process: proteolysis. Gene Ontology annotation, molecular function: serine-type peptidase activity; protein binding; endopeptidase activity. NCBI's taxonomy places the organism in Eukaryota, Viridiplantae, Streptophyta, Magnoliopsida, Brassicales, Caricaceae. The record is from RefSeq and is a predicted model, not a curated record.